AAAAUGCCUAGAUCCAAACGUUCUAAGCUCGUUACUUUGGCCCAAACUGAUAAAAAGGGAAAGGAAAAUAAAACCCGUAUCUUUGACGAUGUUAGAUCUGCGUUGGAUGAAUUUCAAUUUGUCUGGGUCUUGCAACUAGAUGAUGUUCGUACCCCAGUCUUGCAAGAUAUUAGAUCUGACUGGUCAGGAUCGAAAUUAAUCUUGGGUAAGAGAAGAGUUUUGGAAAAGGCCUUGGGUGAUACUCCAGAAGAAGAAUACAAGGACAACUUGCACAAGUUAUCGAAGACUUGUACUGGUCUUCCAGGCCUACUCUUCACCAACGAAACUCCGGAGACUGUCCAAGCUUACUUCACUGCUUACAGCAAAGCAGACUAUUCGAGAGCCAAAUCAAAGGCACCAAUUGACUUCACAAUUCCAGAAGGUAUUGUGUAUUCCAGAGGUGGUCAAGUCCCAAUCGAAGAAGAUGUCCCAAUGUCCCAUUCUUUAGAGGAAACUUUGAGAAAUAAAUUGAAAGUUCCAACUAAGAUCAAGGCUGGUAAGAUAACUAUGAACGAACCAUAUGUUGUUUGCCAUAAGGGAGAAACUUUGGACGUUAGACAAGCAUUGAUAUUGAAGCAAUUCGGGGUUGCUGCUUCUGAAUUUAAGGUCAAUGUCGUUGCAUACUACAACAAUGAGAACUCCGAAGUUACCAAGUUGAACUAAACAAAGCCUUCUAUGGUUCAUCUCUGUCGAGAUCGAAAUUUUUUUGCAUCAUUUUGUUUUCCGAAAAACGUGUAUAAUACCAGUUCUCUAGAAUAUAUAAUAUUGUAUU
Messenger RNA from Scheffersomyces stipitis CBS 6054, 811 nucleotides. RefSeq names its product mRNA turnover protein MRT4 (gene MRT4). The transcript has a single exon. Gene Ontology annotation, biological process: rRNA processing; ribosomal large subunit assembly; nuclear-transcribed mRNA catabolic process. Bases 4 to 702 code for a protein of 232 amino acids. Gene Ontology annotation, molecular function: RNA binding. Gene Ontology annotation, cellular component: preribosome, large subunit precursor; nucleolus. The record is from RefSeq and is a predicted model, not a curated record. NCBI's taxonomy places the organism in Eukaryota, Fungi, Ascomycota, Pichiomycetes, Serinales, Debaryomycetaceae.